UGAUUGGUGUUUAUUCUGAUGAUAGAUACAAGGAAACACAUUAGAUGUGCAGGACUACAGUAUGUCGCUUGCAUAUCAAUAUCAGACUGGGCUAAUCAAUGACAAUAAUAUUACCAAAGACAAUAAAUGUAAGUACACUGCUCAAAAAAAUAAAGGGAACACUAAAAUAACACAUCCUAGAUCUGAAUGAAGGAAAUAAUCUUAUUAAAUACUUUUCUUUACUUGUUAUUAGAACAUUAAAUAGAAUAUAGAAAUGUAUAGAAUAGGAAAGCACCAACAUUACAAUUUCCAUCACAUUCCAUCCUCUUAUCACUUGUGUGAUAAUAAUCAUAACAUUUUAAUGUAAUCAUUUAGAUUUUAGCUUCCCUCAAAGGAGGUUCUAUCAAAAUAUUUAUAUUAAAGUAAGCGAAAUCAACACAUAAAAACCAGACACUUCAUCAUUUCAAACCCUUCAUUCUGGGUUGUACAAUCCAAUUAGUAUGGUAAUACUAUAAUCAUAAUAAAGGUUAUACUUCUAUUAAUGGGAGUGAGUAUCAAAAAUACACACACAGACACAAGAGAACUGUAGAUUCAGAGGUGAAUAAAUCUCUCAGUGUUAACCAUUGUUUCCAUAUCUCUUACCACAAUCGGGUUGGAUUGGCCUAUGUUUUUAUAACUGUCCCUGGGACAUCAACUUAGUGAAAAUAUAAAACCCUGUUGUUUAACAAUUCUGCUAAGACCCUCAACUUGUUAAAAGAAAACAACCUUCAAUCAUUACUCAUUGUCCGUAUCUACAGCGGGAAAUGGGAGCUCAUCCAGAGUUGGAAGUUCAUUAAGUUCACCAUCCUCUGGAGGAGCAGAAAACAUGAUAGCUGCUGAAAUCUUACCAGCCAGAGAGGCACAGAUCACCUUACAGCAUGUUAAUAACACAAUUAAGCAAACUAAACAAAUUGUCCUCAUUGUUAUGAGGGCCCAUCAGGGCUCUCUUUCGACGAUGACCAUCUGCUUCUGGGUCACUGCUCCGGACCAGCAUUGACCCCUUUCGCUCAGGGCUCCUUCUACCCUCUGUCAGGUUUCCCACAAGGGGACAACCUACCGUUCUCAUUAGCACUCCUGAGAUAAUGCAGAGGAGGGCCACACUGCACCACUGGAACUGACAAGGGCCCAUCGUCUUCUGGAUUAGGAACUCGUCUGCAGUGCGACACGUGGAUCCAGGUAUCUCUCUCAGCAACCUUCACUGCAGUGGGGGUCGUCAGAAGAACUUGGUACGGGCCUCUCCAACGGAGUCCUUCCAACUCUUUCUCCUGAAGUCUUUCACCACCACGAAAUCACCUGGGUUCAAACAGUGUUCAGCUCCACCUGCUAGAUUUGGCAAAGAAGCCUUCACCCGGGGGAAAAUAGUCUUAAGAACACUGUUAAAGGUGAUACAAUACUUAACCAUGUCUUUCUCCAUUCCUUGCAGGGACAACCUGUUCUGGGGAAAAGGCGCAUUUGUCAUCCUCAUGGGACGGCCAGUCAGUACCUCAUGUGGAGAGAGACCAGUGACUGUAUGGGAUCUGCCUCUCAUACUCAUCAGUGCCAAUGGAUGCACUUUCACCCAUAGCUUUCCCAUGGCAGAGAGUGGGCAUCCCGUGUCAGUGUUAUACCCACCAGGGGGCAGUGUUUCCCCUGACUCUUCCCUCUGCACCGACCCCCUCCUACCUCUCUCGAAGAGUUCCACAGAUGGGCUGACAGGUCCUCUGAGGCAGGAGGAACUCAGGAAGAGCUCCAAUGAGGAUACGGCUCCAUGCUCUCAUAGAGACAGAGAAACAGGCAGACAGGGGCCUUCUCAGGCCGUCCAGCACACCAUCCAACCACACACACCUGACUGUGUGGACACCAGGAAUGCUGUCUGCCCUCACACAGCCCAUCACCACAAGGAGGGCAUCACCAAUCAUGGUCAUCAAGCCAGCGGGAGCGUGUUAUCAGCCUUCGGAGAGAGCCAGGCGCCCCACCCCUCAUCAUCAUCACAGAGAUACCUGGGAGGACUGGAUCUGUCCAGGCUGCCUGUCCAGAGGAGUCACUCAGAUACCCUCCACAUGCUCAGGGAGGUCCCUGCCCCCCAACCUCACAGUGAGACCAGCUGCCCUUCGUGCCCAAGGAGAGACUACCUUUCCACCUUAGCCUGCAAGCAGCCCAUGCAGCUCCAGCACUGCAACACAACCACAACCAACACCACUGCCUGCAGACAGGGAAACGGCGGGGGAGACAGACCCACACAGCAGCCUCAGGCCGGGUGUGUCAGGGUCGGUGCCCCUAGCCCCUCUAACACAGCCGCUGAGGUCGGCGUUGAGACCCAAUGCCCACAUUCAUGUGAGGAGGCCAUCUGCUACUGCACUUUCGCCCACCACCACGGGACGUUGGAGGACACGUUUGCGGCAUACUGCCACCCCCAACCCAUCCCCAACCCUGCCCAGCUGCUGCCACGCCUUCCGGGCACAGAAGCUGAGUUCAGGGACCAGAGGGUGCUGCCGCCUCACCCAGCGCCUACCCUCCUCUCCUUCCCUCGCCUCAUGUCCUCCGUCAGCGAGACGGGGCUGGAUGCCAAGCGCCUGCAGCAAUGCUGCAACCUCAAUUGCAACCUCAACUGCUCCUGGGCCAACACUCUGCCCCCUAGUGGAGCCCUGCAGCAGUACAUUCAGGAGUAUAGCUGUAUUAGCAGCAACAAUAGAGCCACCAGGGACACAGGGACCAUGAUGUCCCACAGGGAGCUCAGGGACGUGGCGGUGCAGACGGGCCAAGUCCACGAGACGUGUCCGGCCCACGUGUUCCCCCAGGUCUGCCUGGUGGAGGAGAACGUGAACAGGAAUGGGAACAAGAACGAGAACGGGAAUGAGAUGGACACGUCCCAGAAGCCCCCAGUGAAGGAGGUGAAGUGGGAUGCGGAGGGGAUGACGUGGGAGGUGUACGGGGCUUCUGUGGACCCUGAGGAGCUGGGCCUGGCCAUCCAAAAGCACCUGGAGCUGCAGAUCAAGGAGACUGCUGGCCGCGCUGCCAAGCUGUCCCGCCAGGAUACGGCCACAUCCAGGAAGAGCAGCAGUGGUGCCGGCGGCAGGAGGAAGAGGAGCGGGGUGUUAGGCUAUAUCAGGACCCCAGCCUGCUGCGCACGCUCCAGCACGGCCGUGGAAUGAGGGGGAAAACCUGAACACUGCAUUUCGUGGUCAAGAUGGCUUCUGCUUUAUUACUUUAUCAAAUGUGACUCCAAUACACCAGAGAUAGUGUGACCAGUCUGGAUGAAGAGAAUCUGUGUGUCAGUCAGAAUCAUGGCAUGUGUACAAGAACCUACCAUCAUAUUGAUAAAAGAGGUGAAUGGAAAGACAGUGAAAGGUUAUAUUUGGAUGGAUUUCAUUGGUAACGGUACCUUCAUCAUCACCAUAGAUGCCAAGUGAUAGAACAGCGUGCUGCCAUAACAGUCAAACAAAGUGAUAUAAUGAUUUCUAUAUAAUUUAGGAAUUAUUUAUUUACUGAGGGGAAUAACUCAAUCUGAACAAGGGUUUUCUGUAAAUGGACAUGCUAAAAGGUAUAAACAACACAGUGUAGGAAAAUAAAGCACCAAUACACUACAGACUUCUAAUCACUAUGGCUAGAAAUAUGUGUCAAUCUUCCUCUCAUUUCUGAUGCUAUGAUUUAAUCAAAUUCAGUGUGAAUGUUUGAAGCAUACAGUAUACUGUAUAUCAUUUAGCACAUGAUAGGGCCAACAGAAAUGUACACCCUUCUUUUCACAAUCAUUUCUACUGCCCCAUAUUCACAUAGAAAAUCUAGAAAAGUUAUCACAAUCCUGAAUUGACAGUACUUCAUUAGACUGCCAUAAAGCAAAACUUCAACUGACCUCAAAGUCUGUGAUCUCAGAUGAUUCAUACAACACUGUGAUGCAGAGGAGAAAACCGUGAGAUAGAGAAGGGGUUAACAGACUGGAGAAUGUUUAUCAAGAACGCAAACAUCUCAUCACAUCAUACAAUAUAUUAAUGCACAUAACAAUAGGCGAAAUGGCCUAUUUGUGAAUACAUUUUUCUUUCCAUAUUUCAACUUCUCUUAUAUAAAGAUUUAUUGCAUUUUACCCUUUAAUGCAGGGGUGUCAAACUUAUUCCAUGGAGGGUGUCUGCUGGUUGUUGGUUUUUCCUGUCAAUUAAGACCUAGACAACCAGGUGAGGGAAGUUCCUUAUAAUCAGUGGCCUUAAUUAAACAAUCAAGUACAAGGGAGGUUCAAAAACCCGCAGACACUCAGCCCUCCGUGGAAUGAGUUUGACACGUGCUUUCAUGUAUAUGUUCUGCGUGAUGAUUGUCUUGUGGACUCAAAACCACAGCCUAAGAAUGAUUUUAGUAAUAUAUCUAACCAGAGGGUUAAAGGUUAACUAUUAACCAGUUAACAGUCAUGCUGUUAAUCAAAUUACAAUCACUGAAUAGACCCACACCUCUCCUCUGAGUCUGAAUUCCAUCACCACUGUAACAGUAUCUUAUCAAUUUACUGUGCCAUAGCAAUGUACUGCAUUGGUAUUGUAAAAUAGAUUAGUUACAACUAGCCGGUUAGUUUGAUAAACCUGUCAAGUAUGUAAUUUACAACAUAUUGCAUUUCCAAGAGAUUUUGACCAAUCACAACAAACACAAAACGUGUUAUAACCUGAUUUAAAGUUGCUUUUUACUGUUGCUACAAUGCAGGACGAACUGUUUAAUCAUGAUAUCAGUUGUAUAAUGUUGAAGAAAGUUAUUAUUGUGUAUUAAAUAAUGACCAAGCUUCGCAUUAAAGGGCUCUUUUGUUCUUUACAGAAUAAUUUGAAUACACUUCAUUUAUCAUACUUUAGUAAUAAUCACAAAGUUGCCAUUUCAGGUCACAGCACAGGUUGUUCAGUAUUGUUGGGUUUCUAAUGGAGGACGUGAGACCAGAUGGCAGGUUAAUAGAAGUCCUUAUCAGUAGAAUAUUACUGCUGUUAUCAAGUCUUUAAAACACUCACCUGUAUUGAUGGUUAUGUCCAAUGUAAGUCGAUUUGUAACUUGGCAAACCAGUAAUACCACAAAUGAAUGGUCAAUAUACAGUAUGUCUCAGAUAAUGUGUUCUAGGCUACUGUUGAUAUCAGCAAUAAAGUAUCUUAGAUGAAGUUGUGGUGGUGGCAUCUAGGAAACUGUGUUUUCCCCAUCUGUAUUACUGAAGCUAAACUAACCUCUGGUAACACUAAUGUCAGGUAUUUAGAGUGUAACACUA
Molecule: messenger RNA, 5215 nt
Organism: Coregonus clupeaformis (lake whitefish)
Lineage: Eukaryota; Metazoa; Chordata; Actinopteri; Salmoniformes; Salmonidae
Exons: 2
Coding region: 1419-3149 (576 amino acids)
Biological process (GO): neuron projection development
Cellular component (GO): plasma membrane
Source: RefSeq, a predicted model, not a curated record